UAAUGUUUCGUCUUCUUUUAUGUUUUAAACGCUCAGAUCAAAAAUUUUUGAUCUUGGCGUUUAACUUUUUUGAGCGUUCAAGUGCGUUCAUCUCCUCCAAGUUAAACGCCCGAAGCAUUCCCACUUGGCAUUUAACUUGAACGCUCAGAGAUGAACGCACUUGAACGCACUUAGUCGCCUAGUGGGAACCAAGCUUAACGAUCUGUGCCCAGUGCUAUAAGGUUUAUUGAAGCUUCCAUUUUGAAAAGAUUUUCUCGUUAACUGAGCCACAUACUCUUGAUAAGUGCAGGGAGAUUGCUCUACAUAGUUCGCUGCUGGACCCACUUUUUGUGCUUGUAAAUAACAUUUAAUCAAACCACAGAGACAACGAUUCAAUCAGAUAACUAUGCAGUUAAAAACGUGGUCGAAAACAAACAGUUAUUGAAUUCGUUGCCAUAUGUCAUUGAUAGCUUGAAUUCCUUGCUGAUGCAGCAAUACAUUUGUAAUGAUUCAAAGUUUGUUGCAUUGGAUAAUCUUCAAUCGUUGUUCACAGACACACACUUAUUAUGAGACAAGAAACAGCUGAUAAGGAACUCGGAACUUUGGCUGCAUACCAUUAGCAAAGAAACUUUCAGUUCUGUCUCAGAAAAGUUAGGGAAACUCUUUUAAUUCUUUGAUGGAAAGAAUAUUCUUACUUGUAACUUUCAAACAAUAGUUUUCCUGUAUAACCAAGCAUAGGGGGAAAAUGCGUGACGUUGAACGUAACAAUCAGAACGAGGCAAUAUGAAAGCGAGGACAUUCCUAGAAAGAAAUGUUUUUAUUUUAGACGGAAAGCAAUUUGGUAGUAUUUAUGGCAUGCUUGGUAGAAGAAAACGCAUUUACCUCUCUUGUUUGCAAUACCGAAUCAGCUAAUGGUAAAUUUUUAUCUUUCACGAAAGUGGAAAAGGGUACUCUAGUAAUCAGUGCCACAGAUGGAAUUCGACUUUGGCAGAUAGAGCUGUGUGAUGAUGACUUGAAAAGCUAUAGCUCUGCAGCUGGAUUAGACUCUGAAGAAAAAUACCUCGAUAUUAUCAAAGAGUCAUUCCAGAAGUCUGAUGUCAACAUUUCUGUCCUACCACAAAGGAUGGUGCUCUAUUUUGGCAGCAAACCAGGCAGCAUUUCAUUGGAUUUAUUUGAAGCUGCUUGCGAACAGAAAAAAUUUGGCUUACAGGAACUUUUGUUUAAGCUAGCAGACAACAUUAAGACUCUUGAGAGACAGCUAUCAGAGGCUUCCCAGAAACUAAAACAGGUAGAAGAUGCAAAUAAGAUGGAGAGUCCACAGUCAAGUCCUUUCAAAGAUUCAGGUACAAAAAGAUUGAAAACAGUCCCAAAACCAAGGCAGUUAAAAGGAAGUAGUGUGAUCAAUCCUGGGAGCAAAAGAAAGAAAGCUGCACAGGGUGUCCUGUUUGAGUGAUACUGGUCACUACUUCCUUUGCAAAGAUCAUAUGGUAUAAAAUUGUGCCAUUAUGCUGAUACAAACAUAACAUUUUGUGUAUACAUUAAAUUUGAUAUUGUAAGGUGAAAUGGGUCAUUGUGUCAUUAUUGGUAUUGUUUUAUGUAAAAAUCUGUUUUUGAUUUUACAAGGCAUAAUUUCAGCAGUAGUUAAAAAGGCUA
Rhopilema esculentum is the source of this 1632-nucleotide messenger RNA. NCBI's taxonomy places the organism in Eukaryota, Metazoa, Cnidaria, Scyphozoa, Rhizostomeae, Rhizostomatidae. The record is from RefSeq and is a predicted model, not a curated record.